AGUGUGAUCAUCAUCAAUAUCUUCUUGCCGUCUCAUUUACGAAGUUAGCUCACCUAGCUUCUUCUAUAAUAACCGGCCUUCUUUGUAAUAAAGAAAACCCCAAUUGCAUCAAUGAAGAGGCAGAGACGUGUAGAUCAUGGUGGUGGUGCUACCGCGGAAGCUCCAAAGCUUGACGCUGCAACAAUGUCAAUGCCGAGCAAGAAGCCCCAGAUCAGAGCCGCUGCCAAGGUGAAAGAAGAGGCGGCCAUCAAAGUGGAAAAUGUGAGUCUUGAUGGUGGAAACGAUCAAAUGGUGGCGGCUCAGGUUGCGAUGGCGGCGGCGGAGGAGGAGAAUUACUCGUGUAGUCAUGGGUCAGUUUGGUUGGAUGAGCAAAUGUCAUGGGGGUCAGUUUGGUCACCAUUGUGGGAUGUGGAGUUCAUGGGUGAAGCACACUAUGGAUUGUUUAGUGAUCAUGUGGUUUGGGAUGAUGAUAUUUGGGGAUUAAGGACCACCAGCAAGGAGAUUCCAAUUUCGAACCGAUGAGAGUGACAAUUGAUACCUUAUCAGAUCAAUAAUUCUGCUUUUGUAUAAGAUCUUUUUCCAUAGAAGGAAAAAAUAGUAUGUGGCUGUAGAAAAAUUGGAGUUAUGUAGUAACAUCUGGUGUUUGUAU
Messenger RNA from Rosa chinensis, 649 nucleotides. RefSeq lists its product as uncharacterized. The record is from RefSeq and is a predicted model, not a curated record. The transcript has a single exon. NCBI's taxonomy places the organism in Eukaryota, Viridiplantae, Streptophyta, Magnoliopsida, Rosales, Rosaceae. Bases 112 to 522 code for a protein of 136 amino acids.